AGUUGACAAAUCUCCGCGACGGCCUGAAACUAGACGCUUUACAGGGAGAGAGGACAGAGGACCGAGAGAGGGGAGCGCAGGAGGAGAUGGGAGGAUCUUUUGGAGGCCGAGGGAUGGGCACCGCUGCGGUGAGGCCGUUGCUGCACCUGCUGGUGGGGCUGGUGCUGUACGAGGUGGCGGAGGAGAUGGCCGUGCCGGCGCUCGUCGACAAGGUCACCGCCGCGCUGUGCCCCGCCCACGGCAAGUCGUGCCCGGAAGCCAUCUACCUCACCGGCCUUCAGGCUUCCGUAGGAGCUAUUUUCAAGAUAAUAGGAUUCCCUCUAAUGGGCCAGCUAGCUGAUGAAUAUGGUCGGAAACCUAUUCUCCUCCUAACUGCCUCUACAUCCAUAGUCCCUUUUGCCGUGCUUGCAUGGAAUGAUUCGAGGACUGUUGUGCAUGUCUACUUUAUUCUGCGCACCUUUUCAUUCUUGAUUGGCCAAGGAACAUUGUUCAUCAUUUCACUUGCAUACACGGCAGAUGUGGUUGAACCGUCAAAGAGGGCGACUGCAUUUGGCUUCAUAACAGGAAUUGUCUCUGCCUCGCAUGCUUUGGGGGAUGUUUUCACAAGGUUUCUACCGAAGAGUUGGAUUUUCCAGGUGUCUGUUAUUCUGUUGAUCUGUUCAGUCCUCUACAUGAAAAUAUUUCUGGUUGAGACACUUCAAAGAGCUCCAUCUUCACCUAGUCGGCAUUCAUCAUUAUCGUAUUUGGUUAUCAGGGUACCACAACAACGUUGGGAAUCUAUCAAAGAGAACAUUAAUAUAUUUAAAAAUAGUGAAUCACUUAGGCGAAUAGCAUAUGUUGACUUCUUCUAUAAAUUGGGCAUGAGUGGCAUUAUUGAUGUCCGACUGUAUUACUUGAAGUCAGUAUUUGGCUUUGACAAGAAUCAAUUCUCAGAAAUUCUUAUGGUGGUAGACAUUGGUUCCAUCUUUUCUCAGAUUUUGGUCCUUCCCCUUAUUAGCCACGUUAUUGGUGAAAAAGGAAUCUUAUGCAUUUCCAUCCUUGCAUCCAUUGCUUAUGCUUUUCUUUAUGGUGUUGCAUGGGCUUGGUGGGUUCCUUAUUUUAGCUCUUUAUUUGGCAUCAUCUUUGUGAUGGCCAGACCAGCUAUCCAUGCAAUCAUUUCUAGGGAAGUACUCUCAACUGAGCAGGGAAAGGCACAAGGUUUCAUCGCGACUGUACAAUCUAUUGCUAUAAUGCUGGCACCUCUGUUUAUGAACCCUCUAACCUCUUACUUCAUUUCACAGGAGGCUCCCUUUAAUUGCAAAGGUUUCAGUUUCCUCGUGGCUAGUGUUGUCUUGGUGGCCUCCUUAUGCUUUGCUAGGACACUGAAUCGGAAAGGCACGGACAAAAGCACAGAAGUUGCAGUUUCAGAUGAGCCUAGUGAGGAAGCAUUGCAAGCCCCUUUAUUGGCUUAAAGGCCAGCUGAGGAUCAUCAAUGAGGCGAGAGCCAUCUCGAAGUGGCAGAUGAAUAGUUACCACAGUUUGCAACGAGGUUUUGCUGAAAAGCUUAGUGGAGGGCAUGUACAUCAACAACCAGCGUCGUUCACAAGCAGAGGAACACGAUCGAAUAUUCCAAUUUACAUCGUUUGUUGAUCAUCAAUUGUUAUAACAUGUUUAGUAUUACUCCCUCCAUUUUUAGAUAUAUGAGUCCUAUGCUGUUUAGGACAAGCUAAAAUGGUAUAAUUAGCUUGUCCUAAACAUCAUAUAUUAAAAAAUAGAGGGAGUGGUAAAUUUUUAGGCCUUGAAGUUUGAAAUCACAACCAACAUAUUAUGAAACCAUACAACACAAUUGGAUGAAACGUAUGCACGCAAACUCAUACAACA
Molecule: messenger RNA, 1860 nt
Organism: Panicum hallii
Lineage: Eukaryota; Viridiplantae; Streptophyta; Magnoliopsida; Poales; Poaceae
Product: hippocampus abundant transcript-like protein 1
Exons: 14
Coding region: 87-1451 (454 amino acids)
Biological process (GO): transmembrane transport
Cellular component (GO): membrane
Molecular function (GO): transmembrane transporter activity
Source: RefSeq, a predicted model, not a curated record